GGGAGCCCCGGUGCCAAGAGACGUGGCGUGGGAGUGUGGAGAGAUGCUGGUCGUGGCGGCCGGAAUGACCAACAGCAACAUGGCCAAUGCCCUGGCCAGUGCUACUUGUGAGCACUGCAAGGGGGGCUUUGCACCAGCGGAGAAGAUUGUGAACAGUAACAGCGAGCUAUACCAUGAGCAGUGCUUUGUGUGUGCUCAGUGCUUCCAGCAGUUUCCAGAAGGACUCUUCUAUGAGUUUGAAGGAAGGAAGUACUGCGAACAUGACUUUCAGAUGCUCUUUGCUCCUUGCUGCCAUCAAUGUGGUGAAUUCAUCAUUGGUCGGGUUAUCAAAGCCAUGAACAACAGCUGGCAUCCUGAAUGCUUCUGUUGCGACCUCUGCCAAGAAGUACUGGCAGGCAUCGGCUUUGUCAAGAAUGCUGGCAGACACCUGUGUCACCGUCAUAAUCGUGAGAAAGCCAGGGGCCUUCAGAAAUACAUCUGCCAGAAAUGCCAUGCGAUCAUUGAGGAGCAGCCUCUCAUCUUCAAGAACGACCCCUACCACCCAGACCACUUCAACUGUGCCAACUGCGGAAAGGAGCUGACGGCUGAUGCCCGAGAGCUGAAAGGGGAGUUGUACUGCUUGCCAUGCCGAGAUAAGAUGGGAGUUCCCAUCUGUGAAGCCUGCCGACGCCCCAUUGAAGGACGCGUGGUAAAUGCCAUGGGUAAGCAGUGGCAUGUCGAGCAUUUUGUUUGUGCUAAGUGUGAACAACCAUUUCUUGGACAUCGCCAUUAUGAGAGGAAGGGCCUGGCUUAUUGUGAAACCAACUACAACCAGCUAUUUGGGGAUGUUUGUUUCCACUGUAACCAUGUCAUAGAAGGUGAUGUUGUCUCUGUCCUCAACAAGGCCUGGUGUGUGAGCUGCUUUGCUUGUUCCACCUGCAACACCAAACUAACACUUAAGAAUAAAUUUGUGGAGUUUGACAUGAAGCCAGUCUGUAAGAAGUGCUAUGAGAAAUUUCCAUUGGAGCUGAAGAAAGGACUUAAGAAACUAGCUGAAACCUUAGGAAGGAAAUAAUGUUACUUUUAUUUCAGUUCUAUGAAAAGAUAAUAGUAACCAAUAUUACUUGACUUGAUCCACCAGUAUUUAAAGCUGUAUCUCAAAGUGAUUGAGAGGGAAGAAUGGUUUUCUUCAUCUUAUUAAACAGAAAAAAUGUAUAAUCAUAUUUAAAACAUAGAUGAAAUCAAGACUUGCCUUUGUUUACCAAUAUCAGUCUAGACUAUAUAGAAAAAAAGUAAGAUUAAGUGUUGAAUUUUAAUUUCACCCCUAAAAUUAAGUACAUAGCUUUUCAGAAUUA
Perognathus longimembris pacificus (Pacific pocket mouse) is the source of this 1334-nucleotide messenger RNA. RefSeq names its product LIM and senescent cell antigen-like-containing domain protein 1. NCBI's taxonomy places the organism in Eukaryota, Metazoa, Chordata, Mammalia, Rodentia, Heteromyidae. Gene Ontology annotation, biological process: cell-cell junction organization; cell-cell adhesion; positive regulation of substrate adhesion-dependent cell spreading. The record is from RefSeq and is a predicted model, not a curated record. Gene Ontology annotation, cellular component: cell-cell junction; cytoplasm; focal adhesion.